Lineus longissimus is the source of this 1792-nucleotide messenger RNA. Its product is annotated as pantetheinase-like. The record is from RefSeq and is a predicted model, not a curated record. NCBI's taxonomy places the organism in Eukaryota, Metazoa, Nemertea, Pilidiophora, Heteronemertea, Lineidae. Bases 19 to 1533 code for a protein of 504 amino acids. Gene Ontology annotation, molecular function: hydrolase activity, acting on carbon-nitrogen (but not peptide) bonds, in linear amides. The transcript has 2 exons.
CUGUGAUUCGACAAAACUAUGGCGAAGAUAAAUUUUGUUCUGGUCCUAUUUUUCUAUAUUUGUGGCGCCAAAGCUGCACGAGAAAGCUACGUUGCUGCCGUGUUUGAACACGCCCCGUACCUUCUUGAUCCGAAGACCGUCGUCUCGAAGGAGGAGGCCAGGGCAAACAUGCAGAGGAACCUGGAUGUCUAUGAGGAACAAAUCACCAAGGCAAAGAUCCAGGGUUCCGACAUCAUCAUCUUUCCCGAAGACGGUCUCUACGGGUUCGGAUUUACCCGAACGACACUGGAGCCGUACCUGGAGGACAUCCCCAGCCCACAAGACAACUCCUGCCCUUGUUCCGACCCAGGGAACAACCAAACCAUGCCAAUCCAGUACAGGCUCUCCUGUUUGGCCAAAUACAAUGCUCUCUUCGUGGUCGCCAAUGCCGGAGACCUCAAGCCCUGCACCGGAGACCCUAACUGCCCAGCAGACGGACGCUUUCAGUACAAUACGAAUGUCGCUUACGACCCCCGUGGGUGUUUGGUUGCACGCUACCACAAACAGCACCUAUUCUACGAAAUCCAGUUCAACCAGCCAACUCAAGUUGAAUUCUCUUAUUUCGACACGCCUUUUGGGCGCUUUGGCUUCGCCGUCUGUUUCGAUAUUUUAUUCAAGGAGCCUAUAAUUGAUUUGGUGCUGAAAUAUAACGUGACUAACAUCGCUUUCCCGACGGCCUGGAUGGAUGCCUUGCCACUGCUUUCAGCUGUAGGUUUCCACUCUGGAUGGGCAAGAGGAAUGGGCGUGAAUUUCCUCUCCGCAAACAUUCAUCGGCCAAAACAUCGCAUGGCAGGGAGCGGUAUCUACAGCCCGGAAGGUGUCCUCGAGUACACACGCAGUGACGAAAAAAAUGGUGUCCUCCUGGUGUCCAAUGUCUCAGUCGUAGAACAGUCCCAAAACAAACCCGAGAUGAAAUCAAAAGUCAUUAAAGUACCAACUAUAACUAGCGAUGUUUUCCAAUCCGUCCUUUUUGGGGACACUUUUAACUUUGUUUACCUCGAUCCAGACGACAAGAGUGCUGUCGUGUGCCAAGGAUCAUUAUGUUGUGGCGCCUCAUACCGGGCAACUGGUAAAAAGGAAGAAUACGUCAUUGGGGCUCUUGACAGGCUCCACACUCUCGAAGGACAGUAUUACCUUCAAAUAUGCGUUGUCCUGAAAUGCGCCAACGCAUCACGUGACAGCUGUGGAAGUCCCGUGACGUCUUCAUCGUGGCGCUUUUCUGAACUCCACCUUGCGGGCACUUUUAAAACUCCGUACAUCUUUCCUCAGGUUAUAACAGAUGGUAUUCACGUGCCCGCAAAAGAUUCUUGGACUUACGAAGACAAAUCCAUAACUUUUCAGAAUGUUUCUGACCCCGUGCUAUCUGCUUCCUUAUUUGGUAGAUGGUUUGAAAUGGACGAUGGUGAUUUUGAAGCUGUAAGGUCAGCCGGCAACGUAUGUGGAGGCUUUAUGACCACGUGGAUUGUUUUGAUAAUGUCCCGAUUUUUCAUGUGAAUGUUUGAAUGCAAGCGCCAAUGAAAAAGGGAGCCACUGAUGAAUGUUUGCUCGGCCACCUAAAGCAAUUUGGCGUUUUCUCCAUCAUUUAAGUCCAUUAAGUUGCCGUCAACUUAUCAGCCUCCGUAACCUACUGCCUACUGGUGGUGAAGCCUUGUCAUUAUUUCUUUAUGGUAGUAUCACGCAAUAGCGUGAUCGUGUUUGUCUGCCGCGGGCAAAUGGCUAAUCUGUUAUGAAAAAUAGAUGAGAUCUGUGAAUA